AUGGGACAAGAUCUCGAAAAAGAAGAGGACAGUCUCAUCAACGCUCUGGAAAAAGUUUUGGCAGAUGAAGCGGAACUCGACAACGCCGAAAACGACUCCGACGAUGAGGCAACCAUCACAGACCGAGAACUGUCGCUCCUGCUCUCGAUGCUGCGUGAAGACAUGGACGAGAUGACCCCCAACGGUGCCCGAGGAUACAAGUGGAGACCGUCCUACUACCCCUCCGAGUCCUUGCACGUAGGUGCACUGGAACCACUGGCUACAGGGUUCCUCCCCAGCCGCUACUCUGGCCAGAGGAAGAGGUUCUUGACAGGUGCCUUGGAACCCAUCAGCAGCGGAUUCAUCAAGAAAGGUUUUAACGGAGGUGCUAUGGAGCCCUUAGGGUCUGGCUUCUUCAAGAAAGGAUUUAACAGUGGUGCCAUGGAACCACUGUCGUCAGGGUUUAUCAAGAAAGGCUUCAACAGUGGUGCAAUGGAGCCUCUGUCAUCAGGAUUCAUCAAGAAAGGCUUUAACAGUGGUGCCAUGGAACCGCUCUCGUCAGGAUUCAUCAAGAAAGGUUUCAACAGUGGUGCCAUGGAACCCCUUUCAUCUGGAUUCAUCAAGAAAGGUUUUCACAGUGGUGCCAUGGAACCUCUGUCAUCUGGAUUCAUCAAGAAAGGUUUUCACAGUGGUGCCAUGGAACCUCUUUCAUCAGGAUUCAUCAAGAAAGGUUUCAACAGUGGUGCAAUGGAACCACUAUCAUCAGGAUUUAUCAAGAAAGGCUUCAACAGUGGUGCCAUGGAGCCAUUAUCAUCAGGAUUUAUCAAGAAAGGCUUCAACAGUGGUGCAAUGGAACCACUGUCAUCAGGAUUUAUCAAGAAAGGAUUCAACAGUGGUGCAAUGGAACCACUAUCAUCAGGAUUUAUCAAGAAAGGCUUCAACAGUGGUGCAAUGGAACCACUGUCAUCAGGAUUUAUCAAGAAAGGCUUCAACAGUGGUGCAAUGGAACCACUGUCAUCGGGAUUUAUCAAGAAAGGAUUCAACAGUGGUGCAAUGGAACCGCUGUCAUCGGGGUUCAUCAAGAAAGGAUUUAACAACGCUGCCAUGGAACCACUUGCUUCCGGAUUUAUGGACGGUAAACGCGGUUUCUACAGCGGUGCAAUGGAGCCAAUAAGCUCAGGUUUCCACGGGGGAAAGAGGGGAUUCCACGAAGAGGAUAUGGAAAAAGACAAGAAAGGGUUUAAUAAUGGUGCUCUUGAACCGCUUCAAACAGGCUUUUUAAAAGACUAGAUGUUCCGUCCAGUUCCUUCUGGACUCAGUUCUUGCUUUUCGGCCACUAAUUUAGAGGUAUAUAUUUAGAAUAUCAACAGCCAUCUUGAUACUCGUUUAUUUUUUCUUGGGAAUCGUAAUAUUAAUUUUCAUUCUUGUUUACUAAUAUAACAUUUUUUAAACAAUAAUCUCUUGAAUUAUUACCUUGAAUAUUUUUCCUUGACUCGCUACAUAUUCAAAGUUUCAAUGAAAUUUAUUUUUACAUUACUGUUUUUCUUCCAUUCUUUAGAGCAGGCGCACAAACUAACACCCCACCAACAUGACCAACGGUUAUCUCAAUGCUUUUCUUUCUUAUUGAUUAUUACUCUUGAAAAAAUACGAAGGUCGUUGUUUAUCAACCUUAUUUUCCUUGGCAAUGUUUUUUAAGCAUUAAAUUAUUGGAUUAACCGUUUAUCAACAUGAUUGCACAUCUGUUCGAUAUGUAAACAUGGAUUCUUAAUGUACAACCUAAAAUGCUUAUCGCGAAGGAAUACAUUGUUUGUUUACCUAAAGAACUAUCCCGUUUAAUGUGUCCUGUAAAAAAAAAAUCCGCUUUGUUCUCGAAUUUCAGUUGACGCUUGAAGUUGUCAUCACUGCCUAAAUGGCCGGCUCUGACGAUUUCAGUGAAAUCAUUACGUGAUUUUAAGCGAGGUGUUAGCCUUAGUGUUGGUGUUGAAAUUUUGAUUGCUUCCCCUAGCUCCAAAUCUUAUUCAGCGUAAUUUGUAAAAACUUAUCCAGAUCACAUUAUUGACAUCUCAUCAGGUAGUGGGUGACUUUUCGGGACCAUCCUCAUUUUCUGUUUUGUGUUAUAAUCGUGUGAACAUUGACCUAACACCAACACCAAAAUGUCAACACUGAACUUGAAAGCACCCAAUGGCUGAGAAGCAUUGGGCCCUGACAACUGCUCAGUGUUGACAAACUUUGGGAAAUGGUGCCUGGGGUUGUUUCACGGAGACUCUUGUCAGUGAUUAUUCAGCGGCAAACGUUAUAAGCUGCUGCACAUCCUUGCUUCUGAUUGGCCGACAUCGAAUUAGUCUGUGAAAAUUGCUGACAGAAUUCUUCAUGAAAUGCUCCGGGACCGUCUUUAUGGUCACAAGCGUAGUCUAUAUUGCUUUUCUAAAAUGUCUUACUGAUUCAAGAUGUAUUGAUGAAAGAAAGUGAUGAAUGGUGGUCAUUUGACCAACAUGGCUGAUGGAAUGGAUUUUAUGAGACACAUUCGAUUUGCGGCUACAAUUUAUUCUCGAAAAACUAAACAUUUCAGAUAAUGCAUGAAGAUUCAUAAGAAUAUAAAAUUGUCAUUUCUGAAAUGUUCGUUUUGCGUUUGUGAAAGGUUUACAAUUCGUAUUUCAAGUUGAUAUAGCCUUUGUUCCUCUUUCAAGUAAACAGCGGUAAGCUCAUGGGGAAAAUGUAUUUUUGUUUGAUAUUUUACUUCAAACUUUAUCAUUUCUUUUUGUAAUCUUAAAAUGCGAUUUGUUUUAUGUUUUAUUCUGUCGAGGUAAUAUAGCUUAUUAAAGUUGAUAGAGGUUUCACGAAUCAUAAGAAUGGUUGAGAUCUUUAUUGGGAUUUUUUUUUCUGCUAACCUACGAAGGAAAAUUCACCCGAGCCUCUAUUUCUGUGUUGUUUGUAGCAAAAUAAUCAUAUGCACAUUCCAGCGCUAGAUUGGUGAAGUUCCAACAUUUUCUGGCUUGUAAUAAAGAUUGUUUCAGCCACUUUCAAAAGAGUUCGUUGUCAAACAUCAACUUCGAUUUUGUUCUGCUUUGUUUUAUUCAUGAUACGAAUUAAAAUACAUUGUGGCUCUUUUCUGUUCAAUCUUUCAUUCUUUUAUUUGACUUCACUUUGUUUCCGAAUGGACAGAAACGUAUCCAUGUACGAACUGUUAAAGGCGUUAUGCUGAAAGUGUGAGUGUUCAAGUAGAUGUGAAUAAACCGGAAAACAAGUAAACGUUAAACCUCUUAGUUAUAUGUACCUUUUUAACGUACAUGUAGAGCUUGUACAUUCUUGUGUUGAUGUUAAAAGAUUACGUUCUUAUUUAACUUGUUUGCACCAUAUCAACAGUACUCGACGAUUGGAAAAGAAAGGGAAUAUAUCAUGACUUAACAAUUCAAAACAAUGAUCGUGUGCAUGCAUGUGUGUGUAAAAGCUGGACUUAAAUUCAUUAUUUUCAUUAAAUCAAACCUUUAAACUGCAUUGAUUUUAUGAAAACUGAAAAUGAACAGAUUCAAUGGUGAAUAAAGGCACACGUGAAGUCUAAUUAAGUAUGCUAUCUGUGGAAAUAUAUAUAGCUUUAUGUUCGUCAAAAAAAAUAUUUGGCGGUAAUAUUUAAUAAUCAUGAUAGAUUAAAAUACUUUUUAGGAGCUUGGGUUUUCCAAAAUAACAAAGAUUUUUUUUUAGAUAAUAUAUUGAUUAAUAAAACUUUUAUUAUAUGAAAGAUUAUUUCAUCCUAGCCUCUUUAUUUAUUAAUAAAUCCACGAACAUGAUCUUAUUCUAUUUAUUAAGUUUCGUAUAAAUCAUCAUUCUUCAUGCAGCUUUAAUGGAAGAGUAUUGUAUCAGAUAUUAUCAACUCUAUAUCUGCUCAAUUCCUAAUGACAGAGGUAUUGCUUUAAGCAUGCUGACUAUAUGUGUGCUAUGUAAAAUACGGUAUGUGAAUUAUAUCUAUCAAUAAAUUAAAUUCAAAAGAAUA
Messenger RNA from Lytechinus variegatus (green sea urchin), 3967 nucleotides. RefSeq lists its product as uncharacterized. The record is from RefSeq and is a predicted model, not a curated record. The transcript is spliced from 3 exons. Bases 1 to 1269 code for a protein of 422 amino acids. NCBI's taxonomy places the organism in Eukaryota, Metazoa, Echinodermata, Echinoidea, Temnopleuroida, Toxopneustidae.